GUACCGAGCGGGACGAUGACCAGGUUGGGGUGCUUGGAGGCCAAUUUCUGCAGCUCCUGUAGAAGACAGCUGAUGUGAGGCAUAUGCCGUGUCCCGAUCAGCAUGGCAGACACCAGCAAUUUGCCUCCAACCCUGGGACACAUGGUGUCUGACAGUAGUAGCAGCUCUCAGCCUGUCCCUCAAGAGCUCCUGUAUCCCACAUAGACAUCCUUCCACAGAUGUCCCACUCCAGUUCUCCUAUGUUCAGGGCUAGGACCUUCAGCCCUCUUUUGGAAACCUUCACACAUCCCGUCCCCCUCACCAGCCCUGCUGUCCCCCACCUCAGCUCUGUCCCAGCCCAGCCUCACCUGUGCUCGCUGUCCCUUGGGGUCCCGGCAGCCUGCAAAGACCCACUCAGGUGGGUUUGGCAAUGCCAGCAGGUGCUGGACAAAGCCCAGGCCGAUCCCUCGGUUGGCCCCAGUCACCAGUGCAGAGCGGACACGCAGCUCUCCCAUAUUGCUUCUCCUGCCUCUGCUCCAGCUUGUGUUGUUUGCUCAGUGCCCGAAUGUUUCUUAUAGCAUGCUGAACUUCCACCACGCCUACACUGGGCUUGUGCAAAGCCUUGGCUAUGGGUACAAUCCCUCCUGCACUGAAUUGUCCAGGACAUAGCACCUGGCUGGGAGCCAGCCUUUCUAAAGGGCAAAAGUGACUUUGCUUUUUUAAUUACAAACUGGUUGUCUGGUGAUGCCUGACCCCCUAAAUCGAGAGCCAGCAGCAGCCCUGGCCUGCAGAAGCUGUGCUGGCUGAGGAGGGUGGAAGCAGAAAGUGGGGAGGACACAUGAUGCCCCAUGGGUCUGCUGGACUUCCACUGAGCUUCUCCACUAGCACCACAAGUCAGAUGGGCAUUGCACAUCAUACCCAUGUGUAAAGCAGUCUGGGUGAUCUCAUUUCCCCAUUUCCCUUUCCUAGUCAGACUGUGCCUCAGGUGGCCACAAGUUGGUGUUCUCUGCUCUCCUUUCUUCCAUGCAAAUGUCCUAUCACUGAUGUUUGCCUUGGCAGGCUCGUGCUUUGGAGCACUGAGUCCAAAGCCACUGGCACAGGCUGAUGGGUAGAUGAGCAGUGCUGAAGCCAUGGACAGUGCAUACCUGUUGGCUUCUCCCAUUGUGUUGUCUUGGCAGGAGAGUCAACCGGAGCAUCUUCACCCCAGCCACGCUGUCUGAACUGCUCCAAAGCCCUGCUGUGCCCAGGAGUACAUCCCAGUCACCCCUCUGCAUGUCAGGCCGGUCUUAAGAUCACUGAGGUGCCACCAGAGCUGGUAGUCCUGCCUGACUCACUCUUUUCCCACCUACCAUGUACCAGUGUCCACAUUUGGGCAGCUGACUUGAGGCAUGAUGGCCCAGCUGCAGGAGGGGUUGUGUCUUCUUCUCCUCGCCUGCUGUCACCAGGCUCCCCCCAUGCCCUGCCUUGUGCUGUCACAGUACUUCUUAAUUCAGAACAGGACGGAUCAGUGGGUUUUGUCAAAUCAACGUGCUCCUCAUCUAGAUGUGGAUCCCACUGCUGAUAAAUGCCUCACUGGUGGUGAUCAGUUAGUAGCCAGAACUGUUAGAAAUAAUUUUAAAUAAAACUUUCUAAAGCUUACGCUCUCGUGGUGUUGAAACACCAUUUCCAUGCACACGUCUGUGAGAGAGAUGAAUUUUGCACACCCUACCACUGCAUCUCAGCAGGAGACAAAGCCCAGCUCAGAUGUCAGAACUGCACACAAAUCAGCCUCCUGUCUGGCACAAGAAUGGCACUCAAUGUUUGCCAUCAGGCAGAAGUGUUUCCACUUCUGGACCCGGGGGCACAUCUUCCCUGCUAACUUAUUUGUUAGGUUCUGCUGCUGCUGCUCUUCAUAAGACUUUGCAUACAGGCACAAUAUCAGCGUGUUAAGCACUCACGUUUCAGUCCCUUAGGAGGACGCUGUGACCAAGACGGCACAUUUACCCUCUCCUUUCUACUGUCUGUCCCUUUCAUUUCAUGACAAUGCCCUUCUUGCAGCCCGACACCACUUUCUGUUGUGAUCUGUUCCUGCUGUGCCUGUCAGCUAAGGCCAUACUCUCAGCUUCUUGGUGCAGUGUUGCUCUGUGCUCAUCGCCACUUGGGACCUCUGAGUCUCCCAGCUGUCUGUCCCCAUAUGAGCUCUGGCUGAGGCUGAUCUCUCACUGAGUGCUGUUUGUUCUCUCUGCCUCAGCACAGCUCCCGAACUGCGGGACUGCCUUUCUGCACCCAGAUAAUUCUUUUCCAUGGCCUUUUCUCUCUUCUCGCUGUCCUUUCGUGGCCACAGACCACCACAGGCAGAUCCAUGCCGUUGGCAGAAGAAUGCACCGCCCUUUCACCGAGUAGUCUUCCGUGGUUUUCCUUUUCUGCUUCAUCACCUGCAGUGUGAUAGAAAAGCCCAGGGUGCCUCAGAACCAGAUAAAACCAAAACCAGCUCCUUCAUCUCUCCUGUUUCUGCUGUGUCAUGUUGGUCAUGAACCUUUCCAUUGUUUGAGAGCUGUAAUGGCAUACUGUUGACUUUGCACUGGGGCCUCAUGCUGGAUUAUUGACCAUAAAGUCCUAAACAAGCAUUCCUAUAGCAGGGCUCAUAGUCCAGCCUGGCAUGAACACACCCAGAGGAGAAGAGUCAGCCUUGCUGGGGUGGCAGCGGAGCCGUGUCACAAGUGCUGCUGUCCCCAAGGCUCGGCCGUGGAAGGGUGAGACAUUCUUGCAGGCUCUGAACUUGAAGAUGAACAAAGCAGUAUUUUUCCUUGUGCUGAAAGGCCCACUGGUGUAUCCUGUCCCAUUGGCCCUCUGACAGCCAUACUUCACACACAGGUGCUUUCUAUCUUAGCGCGCUGUAAGGAGUUGGGCCAUGACUGCACCUUCCAAGCCCUGAGUGGCCGAAAGCUCAGUGUUCACACUUAUCUGGAUAUUUGCACAAAGGGCAAUUACAGAGUCACUACAGAAAUCUUGGGAAAUAUCCUUUUGUUUGUCAGGCUGAGGAACAGGGGCAUGUCACAAGUAUCACUGUCACAUUAUGUUUACCGUGUAAGCAAUGGUAAAGGCGCUGCCUUUCACCAAGGCUAUUGGCUUAAAAUGCCCGUCUCUGUCCAACUCCAGCUUACCUGUGCCUGGGGCCCGGAUGGGGAUGAGACUGAUGUGCUUCAUGCCUCUUCUGCUUCAGUCCUUCUUAGAAAGACCAGUUGUUCGGAGGGUACCCAGACCCCUGAGUUGUAAGGUGGUGACAGGGAGUGAGACGCGGCCCCUGGACUCCAAUGGGAAACUGACUGCUCUCUGCUUUGUGUCCCUGACCACUUGGGUCCGGAUGAGGAGGCUGUGUUGGACAGAUCCUGGCACUUCCAGCCCCAGGGGGGCCACAUCCUUGGAGGCAGGCUCUGAUCCCACUACCCUUCACUCCCUGAAAGGACAUUCCAGAAGUGACAUUUGUCUCUUGUGGGGAAACCUUACAGUAGCUGUGUCCGGGAGCAGUGGGUGCUGAUGCAUACCAAUGAGGAGUGGGAGACCCCUGGGAAGGGACUGCGCUCCACAGGCACAAAGCAUGGAUCAGAGCCUGUGGUGGUCAGAGAUGGAGCCAAGAGCAUUGCUGUGCUCAGAUAUGAGUUUAUUGAGGAGGAAGCAGAGGUCGGGCAGCAGCACUGGGGCCACUGCCAGGAUCCAGGCACGAGGCCGGGCCAGCAGCUCACCAGGCCACAACGUUCCCUUCCCAGUCCAGGAAGGCCCCGCUGUCCUUCUCGGAGAGGUUGGAGAGCACCUUCAGCAUCCCUCCUACGCUCGCGUCCACCGUCAGCGGGGGCUGCAGGGCAGAGGGAGAAACACGGGCGUGUGUGCCCAAGGGCUGCCCAGGCUGUGCCCUGGAGCCUGGCUGCAGGAAGGCAGCGGCUCCGCCGAGGGGGAAGCAGAGCCCUGGGCAGAGGGUGAGAGCUGGGAAGCCGGGCGGUGGGGCUGCCAGAGCCAGGGCUGGCGCUGCGCAGGGGUCCCCGGGCAGGGAGAGCUGCCAUGGUGCUGACGGAGCAGGGCCCCUGAGGGGGUCUUGGUGCAGGGCUCCGGGAGACAGCAGCCCCCCCCCAUGGGAAACCAGCACAGGCUGUGGAUGCACCCAACACAGGGAAGCCCCUACCUUGUCUCCAACUGCUUUUCCCAUGUCUGUUUGCACCCAUCCGGGAUGGAGAGCGACGCAGAGGAUGCCGUGUUCCCGGUACCCCAUGGACUGGCACCUGGUGAGCAUGUUCUGAGCAGCCUGUGGGAGACAGCACGGGGAUCAGGUGGGGAUCAAGGGAAUGUUCUGUGAAGGACGAGGUGAGUGUCAGGAGCUCAGUUACAGUAGAGAGAGAUGCAGAGACUGUCAGAGAUGACACCAGGGGGCUCAUGCAGUCAUUUGCAGAGUAACGAAUGUUAGAAUGUUGGGCUAAUGUCCAGCAUGUCACAAACCUUGCUGCAGCGAUAAGAAAUACAUUGUGCAGAUUCCCAUAAAAAGACUUCUUUGAUUGAACCAGCAGUGCUGGACAUGUUGACGAUGGCUGCCUUGCUGCAGCUCAUCCGCGAGCCCGGGCUCUCCUGGGCUGCCUUCUUCAGCAGGGGCAGGAACGCCUGUGGGGAGGGGAAGGAGAGGCAUGCACAGAGGAGGCUCAUUGGAAGGGCACGUUUCCUUCUGCAGGAGCUCACAUCAGGACCACAGAAUCAGAGGACAGUUGUGGUUGAUAGAUAUCUCUGUCGAUCAUUUGGCGCAACCUCCCCUACCCAAGCAGAGCCACCAAGAGCCCAUUGCCCAAGACCACAUCCAGGUGACUCUGGAGGAUUUCCAAGGAGGGACACCCAACGACCGCCGUGGUCAGUCCCUGCCAGCACUCAGCCACCCAUCAGUGAGCCCUGUCCCACCAUCUCCUUCCCUCCUCCGCUGAAGGCAUCAAGGCCACAGGACAGGGACGUUCCUGGAGCUGUGGGUGAGGGCAUUACCUGGCUGAGCAGCAGGGGUGCGAUGGUGUUGGUGGUGUACACGUGGAGCAUGUCCUUCAGUGUCUCAGUUUCAAGUGUGUUCGCAUUCAGAACACCAGCAUUGUUGAUGAGGAGGUUCAGCCCCGAGCCCUUGAGGCGCUCCCCGACGCUGGCUGCGGCCGCCUUGAUGCUGGCGGGAUCGGUGACUUCUGCAGAGGCGAGGUGGGGAGGUGAGUGCCCGCUGCCCUCGGUGUGUGCCAGCAGGCACAGUGCUGGGACAGAGCCCUGCACCAGGGAUGGGGGAGGAUGCAGCGCUGGCACAGCAGGGAGCCCGGCUGAGGGACCCUCACCCUUUGGGGUGCGGCUGCGUCACGUACCGAGCGGGACGAUGACCAGGUUGGGGUGCUUGGAGGCCAAUUUCUGCAGCUCCUGUAGAAGACAGCUGAUGUGAGCCUCGUGUCACGCUCUGGUCUGCACAGCCGACGCCAGCCCUUUGCCUGCAGCCCUGGGGCACCCGGUGCCAGGCAGAAGGAGGAGCUCCCAGCCUGACCCCAAGGAGCCCCGGGCACCCCAUGCAAAGCCGGUCCCAUGGCCAUCCCACCUUGCCUGUCCUGUGCCUGAGGUGCGGGGCUGCAGCUCCCUGCUGGAGACCUUCACACAUCCCGUCCCCCUCAGCAGCCCUGCUGUCCCCCACCUCAGCUCCGUCCCAGCCCAGCCUCACCUGUGCUCGCUGUCCCUUGGGGUCCCGGCAGGUUGCAAAGACCCACUCAGGUGGGUUUGGCAAUGCCAGCAGGUGCUGGACAAGACCCAGGCCGAUGCCCCUGUUGGCCCCAGUCACCAGAACGGAGCGGACACGCAGCUCUCCCAUAUUGCUUCUCCUGCCUCUGCUCCAGCUCGUGUUGUUUGUUCGGUUCCGACAUGCUUCUUAUAGCAUGCUGGGCAGACAGCCCCCCCCCCCAAGGCUUGCACAAACCCUUGUCUCUGUUUACCAUCUCCCAAAUUCUUUGAACUCUCUGGGACACAGCUCUUGGCUGAGAGCUAACAUUGCAAAGGGCACAAAUCAGCUCGAUUUUUGAAGUCAAAUUCUCCUUUAAGUUGUGUGGAAGGUGAGCGUGUGCUCCUUCAGGGCUUUCUGGUCAAGGCCAUUUUCCAGUGCCAAAUAAUUAUGAAGAAAGUGAAGUAGCCAGAAAGAAUGUGCAGCGACACAGACUGGACCUAAAAAGAAGGGACAUGUUCGUGUGAACCCAACUGGGUCUUAUACUCCUGAGUGCGGGUGUGUGUGAGUGAGAUAGCUUUUUCCAUCAAGUGUACCUUAUAGGGCAGCUCGAAAAUGGGAAAUUGAGGCCAAAUAGAGAAGCCAGGGACCCAAAUAUGUCAAGACACAGAUUGGAGAAAUCAGCCACGGAGACAGUGAGAUGAGAUGGAUCUCCCUAUGGCACUUUCUGCAGACUAUUUAGCAGGGUCUGUUGUGAUAGGAUGAGGGGAAAUGGUUUCAAACAAAAAGAGGGGAGAUUAAGACUGGGCAGUGCAGCACUGGCAUGGACUGCCCAAAGUGGUGAUGGAUGCCCCAUCCCUGCAGACUGCUAAGGUCAGGCUGGACGGGCUCCGAGUGCCUGAUGGAGCUGUGGAUGUGCCCGAUUGUUGCAGGAGAGUUGGAUAGGAUGACAUUUAAGUGUUCCUUCCAAGUAAAACAUUUCUAGGGCUCUGUUCUAUUUCCACUGACCUCUGUUCGAUUUUCUCAUUUCUCUGGUUAAAUCUCUUAUCUACUCUCUCUGCAUAUUUAUACUCUGGUGUGCCUAUGUGUGAUGCAACUCUGUGGACUCACAGCUGCAACAGAGACGGCUGUGCUCACAGACAGAGUAAGCAGCUCUGCUGUUCUCAAAUAUGGGUUUACUGAGGGGGAAGCAGAGGUCGGGCAGCAGCACUGGGGCCACUGCCAGGAUCCAGGCACGAGGCCGGGCCAGCAGCUCACCAGGCCACAACGUUCCCUUCCCAGUCCAGGAAGGCCCCGCUGUCCUUCUCGGAGAGGUUGGAGAGCACCUUCAGCAUCCCUCCUACGCUCGCGUCCACCGUCAGCGGGGGCUGCAGGGCAGAGGGAGAAACACGGGCGUGUGUGCCCAAGGGCUGCCCAGGCUGUGCCCUGGAGCCUGGCUGCAGGAAGGCAGCGGCUCCGCCGAGGGGGAAGCAGAGCCCUGGGCAGAGGGUGAGAGCUGGGAAGCCGGGCGGUGGGGCUGCCAGAGCCAGGGCUGGCGCUGCGCAGGGGUCCCCGGGCAGGGAGAGCUGCCACGGUGCUGACGGAGCAGGGCCCCUGAGGGGGUCUUGGUGCAGGGCUCCGGGAGACAGCAGCCCCCCAUGGGAAACCAGCACAGGCUGUGGAUGCACCCAACACAGGGAAGCCCCUACCGUGCAUCCGGCCACGUUCCCCAUGUCUGUUUGCACCCAUCCGGGAUGGAGAGCGACGCAGAGGAUGCCGUGUUCCCGGUACCCCAUGGACUGGCACCUGGUGAGCAUGUUCUGAGCAGCCUGUGGGAGACAGCACGGGGAUCAGGUGGGGAUCGAAGCAACGCUCUGCUCCAGCUCACUUUUGCUUGGUGCCCAAAUGCUUCCUGUAGCACAGUGAGCUUUCUGCUCAGCCCCACAGGGCUUGCACAAACCAUUGUCUCUGUUUGCAGUCUCUCGAAUUCUCUGAACUGCCUGGGACACAGUUCUUGGUUUAGAACCACCUUUUCUAAAAAAAAUCAGUUUACUGUUUUUACAGCAAACUGGCUGUCUGGUGACGCCUGACCCCCUAAAUCGAGAGCCAGCAGCAGCCCUGACCUGCAGAAGCUGUGCUGGCUGAGGAGGGUGGAAGCAGAAAGUGGGGAGGACACAUGAUGCCCCAUGGGUCUGCUGGACUUCCACUGAGCUUCUCCACCAGCACCACAAGCCAGAUGGGCAUUGCACAUCAUACCCAUGCGUAAAGCAGUCUGGGUGAGCGCACAUUUACCCUCUCCUUUCUGCUGUCUGUCCCUUUCAUUUCAUGACAAUGCCCUCCUUGCGGCCCCACACCACUUUCUGCAGCAGCACGCUGUGAUCUGUUCCUGCUGUGCCUGUCAGCUAAGGCCAUACUCUCAGCUUCUUGGUGCAGUGUUGCUCUGUGCUCAUCGCCACUUGGGACCUCUGAGUCUCCCAGCUGUCUGUCCCCAUAUGAGCUCUGGCUGAGGCUGAUCUCUCAUUGAGUGCUGUUUGUUCUCUCUGCCUCAGCACAGCUCCCGAACUGCGGGACUGCCUUUCUGCACCCAGAUAAUUCUUUUCCAUGGCCUUUUCUCUCUUCUCGCUGUCUUUUCGUGGCCACAGACCAGCACUCCACUAGCUGAUAUAUGUCAUUUGUAGAAGACAAGGACCCUCCUUGCUGGGCUGGCUAUGGAGUUUUGCCACAAGCGCUGCCUCCCCCGGUCUCACAUGGGCAGUUUCUGCCUUAUCCUGCUGUAAGGAGUCAGGACCUGAUUUCCCUUUCCACGCUAUUAGUGGCUGAAAGCUCGGUUCUGUUCACACCCAGCCAGCUGUUUGCACAAAGGGCAAUUACAAAGGCUCUAUACCAAUCUUGGGAAAUAUGGUGUUUGUUGUUAGGCUGAGAAACAGGGGCAUGGCACAGUUAUCUUUACCGUGUUUAAUCCACCGUGUAAGCAGCAGUAAAAGUGCUGCCUUUUAUCCAGAUUCAUGGAUUUACAACGUGUUCAAGGCUAAACAGGCUCCUGUCUUCACCUAUUAAUCACUUACUAAAGAAUGAAACGACAGCAAUGAAUGAACAGCUAAUCAAGGGGUGGCUCGGGGCUUGCCACUGCCUGAAUGGUGAAGCUGGGCAAGUCUUAUCAGCUCUCUGUGACUCAUUUUGUUUCUUGGCUGCAGAGUAGUACUGGCACCACAUUUGAUGGGUUUGUGCAGGGAUCCAGAGGGAGACUACGAACGUGUUCCUUUUUGAACCUCAUAGUGGAUUUUCUGGUUCAGAGCAGAGUUCCUGAGCCAAGAGCUUCUUGUAAGCAAAGCAUUUCUGAAGGUCUCAAACUGUCUCAUUGGAAAAAGCAGACGUGGAGGUUUCGAUGGAGCCAGGAUGGAUGCUGAUGGGAGCUGACCACGAGGCCAAGCAGGGCCCAAAAUGCAGAAAGCACUUUCACUCCCUUGCACUCAAGCAGGGCUCAGGAAAUGGAGGUGGAGCAGCGUCAGGUAACUCUUCUGGCUCCUAUGGGGAGGAGCACAGAGGAGCCAGUCUUCUUUCAGUGCUGCUUUUAGUAUGGCAAAGGGGCGCAACCAGCUUCUGAUGGGAUGAAGCUUGAGUAGAUGGAUGGGAGAAGAGAAGCGCUUGGGCUCCUGGAAUCCAGCAUGGAAGAUGUGGUUGUGUACGCAAGGCAGACCUUAGGACACAGAAUCACAGGACAUCCUGAGUUGGAAGGAAGUCGUGUUUAAUUAGCUGACCACACUGGAACACUCUGUGGUAGAUCUGCAAGGCUCCUCCAUGCAGGAGCUGAGAGAUCUGGCAUCCAAACACCCAAACCUGGUGCUGGUGAAGCUGGAUGUUGCCAAUCCCUCAGCGAUUGUCAGUGCUGCAAAGAUUGUGGAGGGGAAGCUGAACGGCGCCGGGCUGAACCUGCUGAUAAACAACGCCGGCAUCUUUACCCCCGUGUCACUGGAGACGGUGGACUCUGAAGAGAUGAUACGGGCAUACAAGACCAACGCGGUGGGACCGCUGCUGAUGGCCCAGGCGUUCCUGCCCCUCUUGAAGAAGGCUGCCCAGGACAGCAGGGAAGAAGGACUGAGUUGCAACAAGGCAGCCAUCAUCAACAUCUCCACCCUCUUGGGGUCCAUCGAGAGAACUCCUGAGUCCUAUUUCAAGCCGGUCAUCUCCUACCGCUGCAGCAAGGCUGCCCUCAACAUGCUCACCAGGUGCCAGGCUCUAACCUACGGCAAGGCUGGGAUCCUCUGCGUGGCACUUCACCCCGGCUGGGUGAAAACUGACAUGGGCACCCAGGAGGCCGACCUGACAGUGGACACGAGUGUGCAGGGGCUGCUGUCGGUGCUGCCCAUCCUCUCUGAGAAGCACAGCGGGAUGUUGCUCAAUUGGAAAGGCAAAACAAUUCCAUGGUGAGCCCAUUUGAGGGACCACACAGUGCCAGGGGUACCCUGAGUCCCCAGGAUGCUCAUCACGGUGUGGCAUGCAAGUAACCUACCCAGGACUCUGCCACUGACUGUGCAGGGCAGGCCAUGAUCCCUGCAUCUGAAUGGCUAAUAAACACGAUGGUCAGUUAA
This is a messenger RNA of Gallus gallus (chicken), 10233 nucleotides long. RefSeq lists its product as uncharacterized. The record is from RefSeq and is a predicted model, not a curated record. Lineage: Eukaryota; Metazoa; Chordata; Aves; Galliformes; Phasianidae. Bases 9443 to 10072 code for a protein of 209 amino acids. The transcript has 6 exons.